UCAAGCCGUUCGCUGGUAGAUGCGCGAAGCAAUUCUGACAUUUCGCUAGCAUGGUAGCAAACCAUUUUUGACAUAACAUAUGUUUGUGAUUCAAUGCGGGCUGCCUGCAUAUCCUUACAAGAAAAUAGACACCGGCCAUCUUUCUAGAAAACAGUGUUUGAUUGAUUUCACCAUCAAAAUUUAAUCAGUUUUUAAUGUCAGAACCACAGUCCGCCUUACUACUUAGGAAACAGCUAGCAGAAUUAAAUAAAAACCCAGUUGAGGGUUUUUCUGCGGGCCUAAUAGACGAUAAUGACAUUUAUAGAUGGGAAGUUCUUAUUAUAGGCCCUCCUGAUACCUUAUAUGAAGGAGGGUUUUUCAAGUGUCAUCUGUAUUUCCCUAAAGAAUAUCCUCUGAGGCCACCAAAAAUGAAGUUUGUAACAGAAAUAUGGCAUCCAAAUAUUGAUAAAAAUGGUGACGUAUGUAUAUCCAUUCUUCAUGAGCCCGGAGAUGAUAAAUUUGGAUAUGAAAAAGCCUCAGAAAGGUGGUUGCCUGUUCACACUGUAGAAACCAUUCUGAUAUCAGUUAUUUCAAUGCUUGCAGAUCCUAAUGAUGAGAGUCCAGCAAAUGUCGAUGCCGCAAAAGAGUGGCGAGAGGCAUAUACAGAAUUCAAAAGGAAAGUCGCCAGAUGUGUUAGGAAAUCACAGGAGCAGGAAGAGUGUUAGUAGGGCUUAUAAUUUAAACUUAAAUAUAGCAGGUUUUUUAAAAUGCAGCCAAUCGAAAAACCUCAAUUAAUUUCGUACUGAGGAAUUUUCCCGUCGAUUUAUGAUAAAGCCAAGUAACAAACCUAAGCUACCCGUGUGACCGUUUCUAGAAGGUGAAACCAUUGAACGCUAAAAUUCAACAACCUAUAUUCGAUAGUUUAAAAAUACCUCAUCUAAUUUUAAUAGCUGUUUAGUUAAUAAAACUACAUUUCUUCAUUAGGUCUGUUAAUUUGGCUUACACGCCGUGAGUGAGUAAAGACUCAAGUAUCUGUCUCAAUAACUCAUUGUAAUAUUAAAAAUGACUUUCUUCGGUCGGAUUUCAACUUGUCUUUUUGUGUCUAUUACCUAUAUCGAAAAAAUUAUUUGCUUAAAUGUUUCGGUUAUCGCUCUAUUGGUUUAAAAUGUUUAAAUUGUCUAUGUUCUGUUUUGAUUGUCAUUUUCAUUGGAUAUUAUCGCAGUGUUACAAACCAUAAGAACGAAACUGCCACUUCAUAGAGUAGAUGUGUAUAUCGUAGUAAUGUUUGCUAUUGUUAUGUAGUGGUAUGGUGCCCUUAACAUCAUGAUAAUAUUUGAAUUGAAAACAAUAUUUUACAGUAAUUCGUUCGUCUACCUAUCUAUUAUGAUUUUUAAUUAAGCUUUUGUUAUAAAUGCAUUCGAUUGCAUUGGCAAUUGUCCUAUUCGCUAUCAAUUAAUACUUUGAUUUAUUUGAACGAUCUCCAUGAAACCAAUUGAGAUAUGUAAUAGUAAUACGUAUGCAGCCGCAUCGCAGUUGGGUUUUUAGUUUAAUUUUUACAAUAAAAUCAAUUACAUAUUUGAA
Messenger RNA from Dendroctonus ponderosae (mountain pine beetle), 1560 nucleotides. RefSeq names its product ubiquitin-conjugating enzyme E2 G1. Gene Ontology annotation, molecular function: ubiquitin conjugating enzyme activity. Bases 195 to 704 code for a protein of 169 amino acids. NCBI's taxonomy places the organism in Eukaryota, Metazoa, Arthropoda, Insecta, Coleoptera, Curculionidae. The record is from RefSeq and is a predicted model, not a curated record. Gene Ontology annotation, biological process: protein polyubiquitination; proteasome-mediated ubiquitin-dependent protein catabolic process. The transcript is spliced from 5 exons.